Messenger RNA from Aspergillus heteromorphus CBS 117.55, 1613 nucleotides. Its product is annotated as aminotransferase class I/II-fold pyridoxal phosphate-dependent enzyme. Gene Ontology annotation, molecular function: pyridoxal phosphate binding. The transcript has 3 exons. The record is from RefSeq and is a predicted model, not a curated record. NCBI's taxonomy places the organism in Eukaryota, Fungi, Ascomycota, Eurotiomycetes, Eurotiales, Aspergillaceae. The coding region runs from base 327 to 1613 and encodes 428 amino acids. Gene Ontology annotation, biological process: biosynthetic process.
CUUCGAUAUGUAACAUCGUAUUUAGUACUAUCGAUAUAAGCAUCCCCGACGAGUGAUGCACCAUUAUCGAGAGUGACGACAUCCUAGGCGAUCUCUCUGAUGCGGUCCAGACCUCCGAAUCGUGAGACAAAUGCGGCUUUCAGGUUUUUGAUGUGGGGGGCAUAAUUCUUACGCCAUAGGAUUAAACCUCGCAGCCGAUCAUUUCCAGGUGCCAUUCGUGACAAAGAGUAUCUGAUCGCCGAUGGAUCUAAGUUAUAUAAGAUGCCAGCACCAGCAGUCAAGCCAAUGCGAGAGUUAGCGACCUUAGCAUCAUUACAAAUUUCAACAUGAGCACCGGACAAGACAUUCUUUCCCAGAGACUCUACUCUGCCCUGGACCGCCGUCGCACGGAGGGACGGCUGUACGUGCCCGCCUCGCCGGAGGAGGUCUCAGGAACAGUGGACUUUGGAUCCAAUGAUACUCUUGGAUUAUCAUCCUCCGGGAUUCUGACCCAAGCGUUCCUACAUCAGCUUGAGAGACAUCCCAACUUCACUGUCGGAUGCACCACCACGCGUGUCUUCGAAGGCAACAGGCAGUAUAUUGUCGAUAUUGAGCGUGACCUGGCGCAGUUCCAUGGCGCGGACGACGCAUUGUUCUUCCCAUCUGGAUAUGAUGCCAACAUGGCCCUCUGGUCCUCCAUCACGAAUGACAAGGACUUCGUUGUGUUCGACGAGCUCGUGCAUUCUAGCAUUCGCGAGGGAAUGAAGCUCGGACGGGCGAAGAGCGUCCCCUUCCGUCACAAUGAUUGUUUCUCCCUGCAACGGGUUCUGGAAGACGUCCGAGACAACAAUGCGGAGAUAGCUGAGGGACAAAACCUGGUGUUCAUUCCACUAGAGUCAAUUUAUAGCAUGGACGGCGACACGGCACCUCUGCCUGAAAUAAUCAGGGUGGUAUAUGAGACGCUUCCUCGAGGGAAUUAUGUGCUUUCCAUUGAUGAAGCCCACUCCAAUGGAAUCAUCGGCCCCCAUGGAUCGGGGAUGAUCUGUCAAUAUGGCCUCGAGAGGGAAUUCCCGCUCCGACUGCACACCUGCGGGAAAGCCCUGGGAUCGGCUGGAGCGGUGAUUUUGUGCAACGAAACCAUCAAGCAAGGCUUGAUCAACUACGCGCGGAAUUUCAUCUUCACCACAGGACCAACAUUCGUUUCCGUCGCCGCUGUGCGAGCGGGAUAUGAGAUGGUGCUGAGUGAAGAAGGACAAGAGCGUCGAAGCCGUCUGGAGCAAAACGUGUGGUACUUCUACUGGACCCUGACGAGGCACCCCCAGUGGGAGGACAUCAAGCGGCGAGGCAUCCUGUAUGUGCCCACCGAGAAGACCUGGUAUACCAAUCCAAUCAAGUCCCCCAUCAUCCCCAUUGUCACGCAGCCUGGCCACGCCAACAACCUUUGUGAGCGGCUUCGACAGGCCAAGUACUGGGUCAAUGCGGUGGAGUUCCCCAGUGUGCCCCCGGAGAAGGGUCGCGUCCGAUUGAUGGUCCAUGCGGACAACACUCGCGAGCAGAUGGACGGGGUGAUCCAGGUGAUCAUGAGGUGGGCGGUGGAGCGUGCUGAACCGGGGGAGGUUAUGGCCAAGAUGUGA